UCACGAAUAUACAAGUACAUUCAACAAACGAUCCAUCUCGUUGUUCAAUCCCGUUGUUUGCUGUUUCGCGCUUCCCUUGCCCCGAUGUAUGCUACUCUCGCUUCUCCUUCCGUCGCCGCUAAACCCGUCCACAGUUUCUCUCCGAAGAAGACCGUGACCAUCAGAAACUGGGCGCAGGCGGCGGCGUCCUUUAAGUCGGCCACCGCUACGGACAACCACAACGCCUCUGCGGCGGCGUUGGCGGGGAGUUUGUACGAGAUACUCAAGGUGGAGAGAACGGCGUCGUUGAACGAUAUCAAGAUGGCGUACCGGAGCCUGGCCAAGGUUUAUCAUCCCGACGCGAUGGGAUCCUCAUCGAACGGUCGUGAUUUCAUCGUGAUACGCAACGCCUAUGCAACAUUGUCGGAUCCAACGGCUAGAGCCGUGUACGAUAUGUCGUUGGGGGGACGUGUCAGGAGUCGGGUAUGCCCGACCCGAAGAUGGGAGACCGAUCAGUGUUGGUAGG
Molecule: messenger RNA, 505 nt
Organism: Hibiscus syriacus
Lineage: Eukaryota; Viridiplantae; Streptophyta; Magnoliopsida; Malvales; Malvaceae
Product: chaperone protein dnaJ 11, chloroplastic-like
Exons: 1
Coding region: 85-504 (139 amino acids)
Source: RefSeq, a predicted model, not a curated record